Molecule: messenger RNA, 1240 nt
Organism: Dreissena polymorpha
Lineage: Eukaryota; Metazoa; Mollusca; Bivalvia; Myida; Dreissenidae
Exons: 5
Coding region: 277-924 (215 amino acids)
Source: RefSeq, a predicted model, not a curated record
AGUGGUUAUAUUUCACUGAGAUGAGGUAAAUCAUAUGAUGUAAUCAUAUAUUAGUUGUAUCUGCAGUGAUAGAUGAAUCGCUGACCUAAACGUUGAAAAGUGUGAUAUCGUUCAACAAAUGUUACUUCAUCUUUGUGCAACAUCCUCUGAUUAAUUGUUUAAAGCGAAAACAAUUGAGAUCAAAAUAAAGGAGUAUUCAGUUAUGCAAAAAUAAUUAGAACGAAAGUUACGUGUUCAGCCUACAGGUGACGUCAUAUUGACGUUACGAUAUUUAAAAUGCCGUCGACUCGGUGGAUUCGUUUCAUUUCCGUGAUUACGUGGGCCGUUGUUGUGGCAUGUGUCGUGACAGCAGCCUUUUGUUUGGCUACAAGAAAGUUCGUUUGGGGAAUACUUCUCUCAAUCAACGUCGGACUGGCUCUGCUGAGUCUACUUUAUAGCCAUUGUUGGUGUAUUGCGAAGAAUAGAGAUACCUUCAGAUGCGAGACAGGAAAGUUCUUCCUCCACAUCUUGAACUUCUUUUCCAUGCUGGCCUAUACGGGGAAUAUGUACUACGCUGGAUACAGGGUUUAUGAUAACGACUACUUUUCAAAAGACUCGGAAAAAAGCACCCAAUUGUUCAUGGCUGCGCUUUGUGCGAGUUCAAGCUUCGUGCUCUGCAUUGUCAACGCCUACUCGAGCUGCGUUCUAUAUAAGUACGGUUGUUGCCUUGGAUACGGCAAUGGCAUUGCGCCCAAUGAUUACCAGCGGUUACCGAUUCUUCCUCGAGAAAACACGGGUCCAGAAGUUGUACCACAGCCCCCCUCUUACGAUGUACAUGAUCGCCAAGAGUUACAACACCAACGAGAGCAUCAGCGCUUUCAUCAGCAGCCGCUGCAGCAACAACAACAACAACAACAACAAUUAUACCAACAGCAGACUUUCUAGUUGUGGCGGAAGAAACAAGAAAUAAUUAUAUUUCUGUUCUAGGUGAAUAGUUACUUCAUUUUAAUGACCAAUACAUAUAUAAAUGUCUAAAGUCUCUAUACUGCAUAGAAUGACAAUUAACAUGUUUUGGAGAGUGGCUGGGUUGGUGUCUGGCAUCCAAUUAUUUACAAAAUGUGUUAUUUCUUCUAGUCAUCUUGUUUCAUACGUCAAUGACACGUUAUAUUCACUUACCCGACUCACGGGUAUAUUUAUUCUUUUAUUUCGGUUUUGUUUGUUAAUUAUGUAAACUACCAUGUAAUAAAGCACGACCAAUUCA